Thamnophis sirtalis is the source of this 1677-nucleotide messenger RNA. Lineage: Eukaryota; Metazoa; Chordata; Lepidosauria; Squamata; Natricidae. The record is from RefSeq and is a predicted model, not a curated record.
GGGGGGGACCGGGGCGCGCGGGAGACGGCUUCCGGGUCCGAGGCUGCCAUCACCACCAUGGAGACCAUCCUGGAGCAGCAGCGCCGCUACCACGAGGAGCGCGAGCGGCUGAUGGACGUGAUGGUCAAGGAGAUGCUGACUCGCAAGUCCACGCUGCGGGAUCAGAUCAACUCGGACCACCGCACGCGGGCCAUGCAGGACCGAUACAUGGAAGUCAGCGGCAACCUGCGCGACCUCUACGAUGACAAGGACGGAUUGCGAAAGGAGGAGCUCGGCGCGAUUUCUGGGCCCAACGAGUUCGCCGAGUUCUACAACCGGCUGAAGCAGAUCAAGGAGUUCCAUCGCAAGCAUCCCAACGAGGUAAGCGGGAAUUUGUCAGUAGAAUUUGAGGAGCUCUUAAAGGCCCGGGAAAACCCAAGCGAAGAGGCUCAGAACCUUGUGGAGUUCACUGAUGAAGAAGGAUAUGGCCGCUAUCUGGACCUGCACGAUUGCUACCUGAAGUACAUCAAUCUCAAGUCAUCUGAGAAACUGGACUACAUCACUUACCUGUCUACUUUUGACCAGCUCUUUGACAUUCAGGAUAGAAAGAAUGCUGAGUACAGAAGGUAUUUGGAGAUGCUGUUGGAAUAUCUGCAGGAUUAUACAGACCGAGUAAAGCCUCUGCUUGACCAGAAUGAGCUGUUUGGCAAAAUUCAGGGNGAGAGAAUACAUUUUGAGAAAAAGUGGGAGAUUGGCACUUUCCCUGGUUGGCCGAAAGAGACUAGCAGUGCCCUCACACAUGCUGGGGCCCACCUGGACCUCUCUGCCUUCUCCUCUUGGGAGGAGUUGGCUUCCCUUGGUCUAGAUCGGCUGAAAUCUGCCCUGCUGGCCUUAGGUCUGAAAUGUGGAGGAACGUUGGAGGAACGUGCUCAGAGGCUUUUCAGCACAAAGGGCAAGUCCCUGGAAGCCCUUGAUCCUGCUCUCUUUGCCAAAAACCCAAAGACAAAAGGGAGCAAGCGGGACACAGAGCGGAAUAAGGAUGUGGCCUUCCUAGAAGCCCAGAUCUAUGAGUACGUGGAGAUCCUUGGGGUAAGAGCCACCCCCCCUCCCCUGAGCAUGCAGAUCAGUGAGAGCGAAAGUGAGGAUGAAGAUAAUGAGAUCAUCUACAACCCCAAGAACUUGCCACUGGGCUGGGCUGGUAAACCAAUUCCCUACUGGCUCUACAAGCGCCACGGGUUGAACAUCAACCACAACUGUGAGAUCUGUGGGAAUUAUACAUACCGUGGACCCAAAGCUUUCCAGUGACAUUUUGCGGAAUGGCGCCACGCUCAUGGGAUGCGAUGCUUGGGCAUUCCCAACACAACUCCCUUCGCAAAUGUUACACAGAUCGAAGAUGCCGUGUCGUUGUGGGCCAAGCUGAAGCAACAGAAGGCUUCGGAGAGGUGGCAGCCAGAUACGGAAGAGGAAUAUGAAGACUCCAGUGGGAAUGUGGUCAACAAGAAAACCUAUGAAGACCUGAAACGCCAAGGCCUGCUGUAAACAGAGAUUCCCCCGCCCCCAAAACCACUCAUAUCCCCUUGUAUCCCUUUUGGUGACUGGAGUCCUUGAGGGCAGGCACUCCUAGUCAACAGAAUGGAUUCUGUAAGACUUUUGCUUUAUGUGGAACUGAUACAUUGAAAUAAACUACUUUUAAAGGAA